Messenger RNA from Mangifera indica (mango), 306 nucleotides. RefSeq names its product putative disease resistance RPP13-like protein 3. The record is from RefSeq and is a predicted model, not a curated record. The transcript has a single exon. Lineage: Eukaryota; Viridiplantae; Streptophyta; Magnoliopsida; Sapindales; Anacardiaceae. Bases 1 to 306 code for a protein of 101 amino acids.
AUGGCUGAUGCUUUGGUGUCAUCUGUGAUUAACAGGCUUGGGAACUAUGUCCUCCGAGAAGUAGAGUUCUUGCGAGGAGGGAAAGGCGAAGUGGAAUUUCUGAGGAAAGAGUUGGAAUGGUUGCGUCGUUUCUUAAAUGAUGCACAAGAAAAACAAGUUGAGGACGAUACGAAACGGCGGUGGGUACUUGAUAUCAUGGACAUCGCUUACGAUUGUGAGGAUGUCUUGGAUGAAAUUAUUGUCAAAUUCCACGAUGAAGGGAUUCCAGAUACGCUCAGUGUCGACCAAGCGAGUAUUUCAGAAUGA